Telopea speciosissima is the source of this 2544-nucleotide messenger RNA. Its product is annotated as putative DEAD-box ATP-dependent RNA helicase 29. The transcript has 13 exons. The coding region runs from base 16 to 2514 and encodes 832 amino acids. NCBI's taxonomy places the organism in Eukaryota, Viridiplantae, Streptophyta, Magnoliopsida, Proteales, Proteaceae. The record is from RefSeq and is a predicted model, not a curated record. Gene Ontology annotation, molecular function: RNA binding; ATP binding; RNA helicase activity. Gene Ontology annotation, cellular component: nucleus.
UCUCGAUAUCUUGACAUGGAUUGUUACAAAGGAAUAAGCUAUAUGUCUUUCAAAAAAUCCUGUGAUAAGGAAGCUAUUCUAAUAAGUUGCGAUCAAAUAGCUCAUCUUGAAGGAGAGAUCAUGGUGGCGGAGGAAGAAAAUAUUCGUGUUAGCUCCAAAGCAGAACUGAAAAGAAGGGAGAAGCAGAAGAAGAAAGCCAAGUCUGGGGGAUUCGAAUCUCUGGGCCUAAGUCCUAAUGUCUUCCGAGGCAUCAAACGCAAGGGUUAUAGGGUCCCCACGCCCAUACAGCGGAAGACCAUGCCACUCAUACUCGCCGGUGCAGACGUUGUUGCUAUGGCCAGGACUGGCUCUGGUAAAACUGCAGCUUUCCUUGUACCGAUGCUCGAGCGGUUAAAGCAGCAUGUCCCUCAAGGUGGGGUUAGGGCUCUCAUUCUUUCUCCCACUAGAGACUUGGCUCUUCAGACUUUGAAGUUCACCAAAGAGCUUGGUCGAUUUACAGAUCUUCGUAUUAGUUUAUUGGUUGGCGGUGACAGCAUGGAAAGCCAGUUUGAAGAAUUAGCACAGAAUCCUGAUAUCAUUAUUGCAACUCCUGGUAGGCUCAUGCAUCAUUUGUCUGAGGUUGAUGAUAUGUCAUUGCGUAUUGUGGAAUACGUGGUGUUCGAUGAAGCUGACUCCCUCUUUGGCAUGGGCUUUGCUGAGCAGUUGCAUAAAAUCCUUGGACAGCUGAGUGAAACCCGUCAGACAUUGCUUUUCAGUGCAACAUUACCUAGCGCUCUUGCUGAGUUUGCCAAAGCGGGAUUGCGAGAUCCUCAACUUGUACGGCUUGAUUUGGAGACAAGAAUUAGCCCUGACCUGAAGCUUGCCUUUUUUACUUUACGGCAGGAAGAAAAAGUGGCUGCACUCUUGUAUUUGAUUAGGGAACAUAUCAGUUCUGAUCAGCAGACUUUGAUUUUUGUUUCUACAAAGCAUCAUGUGGAGUUUCUGAAUAUUCUUUUUAGAGAAGAGGGUAUUGAGCCUUCUGUAUGUUAUGGUGAUAUGGAUCAAGAUGCUCGAAAGAUUCAUAUAUCAAAGUUUAGGGCAAGAAAGACAAUGUUUCUAAUUGUGACAGAUGUUGCAGCCAGAGGUAUUGAUAUCCCGUUGCUUGAUAAUGUUAUCAACUGGGACUUUUCUUCAAAACCUAAACUUUUUGUCCAUAGAGUGGGGCGGGCUGCUCGAGCAGGUCGGACUGGGAUGGCGUUCUCUUUUGUCACAUCAGAAGAUUUGCCUUACCUUUUAGAUCUUCAUCUCUUCCUCUCGAAGCCAGUUAGACCUGCUCCUACUGAGGAGGAGGUUCUUCAAGACAUGGAUAGAGUAUUAUCCAAAAUUGACCAAGCAGUUGCGAAUGGUGAAACAGUUUUUGGGCGUUUUCCCCAGACAGUUAUAGAUCUUGUUUCGGAUAGAGUUCGGGAAGUUAUUGAUUCAUGCACAGAACUGGUUACUUUGCAAAAAGCUUGUAAUAAUGCAUUUCGCUUAUAUUCAAAGACAAAGCCUUUACCCUCAAAGGAGUCCAUUAGAAGAGCGAAGGUUCUGCCUCGUGAAGGACUGCAUCCAAUUUUUAAAAAUGUUUUAGGAGGCAGUGAGUUGACAGCGCUGGCCUUCUCUGAACGCUUGAAAACUUUCAGACCAAAGCAGACCAUUUUGGAAGCAGAAGGUGAAGCUGCUAAAUCGAAGCACCUACAAGGUCCUGCCAGCCAAUGGGUUGAUGUCAUGAAGAAGAAAAGAUCUGUUCAUGAAGGGAUCAUCAACUUGGUUCAUCACCAACGCUCUAUCAAUCAGGCAUCAAAGGAAGGUCAAUCUGAAAGCUCUUUUUCAGUGGAGGAGGAGAGAACAGUUUCAAAGGACAAGAAGAUAAAAGAAGAUCGGGGUUCUAAAAGAAAGGCAAAGAGCUUUAAAGAUGAGGAGUACUUCAUUAGUUCUGUACCUACAAAUCAACAUUUGGAGGCGGGACUUUCAGUACGAUCUAACCAGGGCUUUGGAUCAAGCAGGUUGGAAUCUGCUGUCCUUGAUUUAGUUGCAGAUGAUGAUAGUGGAAUGCAGAAACAAAAAUCUGUGUAUCAUUGGGAUAAGAGGGGUAAAAAGUACAUCAAGUUAAACAAUGGUGAACGUGUGACAGCCAGUGGAAAGAUAAAGACCGAGGGCGGCUCUAAAGUGACAGCCACCAAGACAGGUAUAUACAAGAAGUGGAAAGAAAGGUCACACAAGAAGAUAUCUCUCAAAGGAAUGAGUACUGAAGCUGGUUCUGGAGAUGCUACUGGUUCAACAGGGGACCAUCGAAUGCAAGGAUAUAACAGAAAGUUCAAAGGUGGGAAGAAGCAUCAUUCAUUGCCAAAUGCUCAUGUCCGCUCAGAAUUAAAAAAUCCUGAACAAAUUCGAAAAGUAAGGCAAAUGAAUGCAAGCAGAAUGUCUCAUGCCAAGAACAAAUCUGCAAAGGGGAAGAAGUUUGGAAAAAACGCAAAAAGAGGAAAAGCGAAAUGAGAAAACUGUAGGCAAAUAUCUAUAGAGCCG